Scheffersomyces amazonensis is the source of this 1542-nucleotide messenger RNA. Its product is annotated as TauD/TfdA dioxygenase family protein. Gene Ontology annotation, cellular component: cytoplasm. The transcript has a single exon. The record is from RefSeq and is a predicted model, not a curated record. Gene Ontology annotation, molecular function: 2-oxoglutarate-dependent dioxygenase activity. NCBI's taxonomy places the organism in Eukaryota, Fungi, Ascomycota, Pichiomycetes, Serinales, Debaryomycetaceae. Bases 172 to 1464 code for a protein of 430 amino acids.
GUAAUUGUGUGUUCUCUCUCUCUCUCCUUACUAAUUACUAAUCAAGCAAUUUGUAUAUAUAGUAGAUUCUCUCUUCGUAAUACUAUUUGAUAAUUCUUUUUAACUAAUAGUUGUAUCACUUAAACUAUACAAUACUAUACUAUACUAUAUUAGUAAUUAUUUCCAGUAACAAUGGCUCCACCUACUGCUAUCGAAACUGCUGCUCCAACCGAACAAGACAUUGAACAAACGGUUAGAAAGUUGGCUAACUUGAAACCAAUUAGUCAUGGACUUUCUGAGUUUAGCUCUAAUGAUGAAAGUACUAAUACUGGACCUCAAGAAAAGUACUUACAGUUAUUACCAGAACCUGCCAGAAAGAGAUUUGAAAAAGCUGGUAUUGAUUUAUCUAAGGGUUACCCAGUUAUCCCAGUAAGAGAUGAUAUUCCAAAGUUUGUUGAUGAAGCUUAUGAAAUUAGAAAUAAGGAUUAUCCUUAUAUUGAAAGAGGUAAGAAUGCUGAUCCAGAAAAGAAGGCCUUAUUUGGUGCUGCUAAAGAAGUUAAGAAUUUAACUAAACAUAUUGGUACUGAAAUUGUUGGUUUACAAUUGGCUGAUUUAAAUGAUAAACAAAAGGAUGAAUUGGCUUUAUUGGUUGCUGAAAGAGUUGUUGUAUUCUUUAGAGAUCAAGAUUUAUCUCCUCAAAAGCAACUUGAAUUGGGUGAAUAUUGGGGUCAAGUCGAAAGACAUCCUCAAGCUCCUCAUGUUCCAUUACCAAUUCCAGAAGGUGUUGAUACAAUUGCUAAAGGUAGUGGUAUUUCUGUUAUUUGGAGAAAAUUCUUUAAUGAAUUCUAUGGUAUUCCAAAGAACUUCAAACAAAAGCAAGCUGCUGGUGGCUGGCACACUGAUUUAGUUCAUGAACAUCAACCAGCCGGUAUUACUCAUUUACAUAAUGAUACUAUUCCAAAGACUGGUGGUGAUACUGCUUGGGCAUCUGGUUAUGCUGCUUACGAUAAAUUAUCUCCAGCUUUACAACAAUUUCUUGAUGGUAAGAAUGCUGUUUACAGAUCCGCUCAUCAAUAUAUUGAUAGAUCCAACCCAUUAAAGGGUCCAAAGUAUAUUGAAAGAGAACAUCCAAUUAUUAGAACUCAUCCAACUACUGGUUGGAAAUCUUUAUUUGUUAACAGAGCUAUGACUGUUAGAAUUGUUGGUUUAGAACCAGAUGAAUCAAAAGUUAUCUUAGAAUAUUUAUACUCUGUAUUUGAAAAGAAUUUAGAUAUUCAAGUUAGAUUUAGAUGGCAACCAACUAAGGAAGGUUAUGGAACUUCUGCUAUCUGGGAUAACAGAAUUUCUCAACAUUAUGCUAUUCCAGAUUAUGAUGUUGAUGAAGAUGAUCGUCAUGGUACUAGAGUUACUUCUUUAGCUGAAGUUCCUUAUUUCGAUCCAGCUUCCAAGUCUCAAAGAGAAGCCUUAGGUUUACCUUUGAAUUAGAUGUAUUGAUUGUUUGAUACAAUCAAUUCUAUAAGUAAGUAAUUUAGCUACAAUUGAAAAAUAAUGCCUGUUCUUAUU